GUGUAUAUCUUAGGCUUACCUUCUGUUGUUUACAGUUGCUUUGUGUAUCAAAAUUAAAAGGCGGCAGUGGUCUAAAAAAUAAAAAUAAAAAAAAGAGUUAUAUAAUGUAAUUUAAGCUUCAUCCCAAUGAAAAAUCUCGAAAAUUUGUGGAUUCUUUUACGUGCACCUAUGUAAAUAUUUUAAGAGUUUGCUGUUUGGAAUUGAACAUAUAUAAAUAAUAACACACUUGUUUGCCCCAGGCGAUGUGGCUCUCGAGCUGUUGGCUGAAUCGCCUGUCGUCCGCGCUGACGAAGCAAGGCUCGUCCCUGCGGGGGUUCCAGCUCCACACCAGCUCGCAGAAGUGGGGGCAGAGCCCGGGAGGCAGUGCGAAGAAAGGGGCUCGCUCCACGGUGUACUACGUUGCGGCCACGGCCGUGCUGACGGUCGGGCUCAGCUACGCUGCGGUCCCCCUCUACAGCAUCUUCUGCCAGGCGUACAGCUAUGGGGGCACUACGAGUGUGGGGCACGACGCCGACAAAGUGGAGUCGAUGACCAAGAGGAAGGACAGGCUCAUCACCGUCAGGUUCAACGCCGACCGGUCCGCCAGCAUGCGCUGGAACUUCAAGCCCAUGCAGACGGAGAUAAAGGUGACCCCAGGAGAGACGGCGCUGGCGUUCUACACAGCAGAGAAUCCGACGGACCUGCCGGUCAUAGGCAUCAGCACGUACAACGUAAUUCCCUUUGAGGCGGGCCAGUACUUCAACAAGAUACAGUGCUUUUGCUUCGAAGAGCAGCUCCUGAACCCAGCAGAGCAGGUAGAUAUGCCAGUGUUCUUUUACAUCGAUCCUGAAUUUGCAGAGGAUCCAAAGAUGGAGUCAGUGGAUGACAUCAUGCUCUCGUACACUUUCUUUGAGGCGAAGGAAGGGUUGAAGCUGCCGGUCCCUUCGUUUGCGAGACACUGAGUGUUUGCUCCACCAACUGUUUGUACAUAGUUCCUUACGACGUGAUUAAAACUAAUAGUUUCUAAAUA
Messenger RNA from Bacillus rossius redtenbacheri, 1009 nucleotides. RefSeq names its product cytochrome c oxidase assembly protein COX11, mitochondrial (gene Cox11). The record is from RefSeq and is a predicted model, not a curated record. The transcript is spliced from 5 exons. Bases 243 to 941 code for a protein of 232 amino acids. Lineage: Eukaryota; Metazoa; Arthropoda; Insecta; Phasmatodea; Bacillidae. Gene Ontology annotation, cellular component: mitochondrial inner membrane. Gene Ontology annotation, molecular function: copper ion binding.